This is a messenger RNA of Pyrenophora tritici-repentis Pt-1C-BFP, 3111 nucleotides long. RefSeq names its product LacZ, Beta-galactosidase-beta-glucuronidase. The record is from RefSeq and is a predicted model, not a curated record. Gene Ontology annotation, cellular component: beta-galactosidase complex. Gene Ontology annotation, molecular function: carbohydrate binding; beta-galactosidase activity. Gene Ontology annotation, biological process: lactose catabolic process. NCBI's taxonomy places the organism in Eukaryota, Fungi, Ascomycota, Dothideomycetes, Pleosporales, Pleosporaceae.
AUGGCUUCAGGUCAGCAUCCCGCGAGCGUCCCGGACUGGAACAACCUCGAUAUCCUCCACAAGAACACGCUGCCCGCACGUGCAUACUUCCACAACUAUAUAACCGAAGCCGAUGCGCUCGACGCGGAUAUUACUAAAUCCAAAACACAUUUGCUCUCAGGCACAUGGAAAUUUCAGCAUGCAUACUCUCCUUUUGAGGCCCCUGAAGGCUUCGAAUCGACCUCGUACGACACAUCAUCAUGGAGCGACAUUGCCGUUCCUGGCAUGUGGCAAUUGCAGGGCUUCGGCAAAGGGCCCCAGUACACAAACGUCAUCUAUCACAUCCCAGUAGACCCUCCCAACGUCCCAUUUACUGAGAACGAGACUGGGUCGUAUGUCCGUAAAUUCAGCGUUCCACAAGAGCUAAAAGAUGGCCAAAUUCGUCUUCGCUUCGAGGGCGUUGAUGCUGCGUUCCAUGUUUGGGUCAAUGGGAAAGAAGUUGGAUAUUCUCAGGGCAGUAGGAAUCCUGACGAGUUCGAUGUGACUGCGCUUGUUGAUCUCAAUGCGGAGAACACUUUGGCUGUCAGGGUGUACCAGCACUGUGACGGAACUUACAUCGAAGAUCAGGAUCAGUGGUGGCUGAGCGGCAUAUUCCGCGAUGUCUUCCUGGUUGGCUUUCCUAAAGCUUCCCGGAUCGAAAAUGUGUUUGCCCAGACACUCUUGGACUCAUCCUACACCGAUGCAGAGCUCAAGGUCAAGAUUAGCGCAACUGGAUCUGGUAAGGUUUCGGUGAAGCUUUUGGAUGCGCAAAAGAAGGAAGUUGUUUCUUCAGACGCUAGCAUUGAAAGUAGCGGCACGACACAUGUCAACAUUCAGGUCAAAAAUCCUCUGAAAUGGACUGCUGAAUCGCCCAAUCUCUACCACCUCGUCGUCUCUACAGGCGAACAAGUUGUUGCUCAACGUAUCGGCUUCAGGCAAGUCGAGAUGAAAGACGGGCUGCUCAAAGUCAAUGGCAAGAGAGUCGUCUUCCGCGGCGUCAACCGACACGAACACCAUCCCACUUUCGGCCGUGCUGUCCCGUACGAGUUCAUGAAAGAGGACCUUUUGACCAUGAAGCGCUACAACAUCAACGCUAUUCGCACUUCUCAUCAGUUAAAUGACCCACGCCUGUAUGAUCUCGCGGAUGAGAUGGGUUUCUGGGUCAUUGAUGAAGCUGACCUGGAAUGCCACGGCUUUGAGAGCAUUGCCGACGCCGCAUUAUCCAAAGAACAGCGCGCUCUACCUUUCCGCGAGCGCCAACUUCUUACCAGGAAGAAGGCCGCAGAAUGGACAACUGACAACGAAGCCUGGACGCAUGCAUACGUAGAUCGCGCUGAAGCGCUCGUCAAGAGAGAUCAGUUACAUCCUUCUGUUAUCAUCUGGAGUCUUGGAAACGAAGGCUUCAUGGGACGCAACUUUGUGGCCAUGUAUAACCACAUCAAGGCGUACGACGAUAGCAGGCCUAUCCACUACGAGGCGGAUAUCCACGCGGAUACCAUGGAUAUGUACUCCAGAAUGUACCCACCUAUCGAAGAGAUUGUCAAGUUCGGUCAAGACAAGGAGAAGAAGAAGCCACUCGUGCUCUGCGAAUACAUACAUGCAAUGGGUAACGGCCCCGGAAACAUCAAGGAGUAUGUAGAUGCAUUCUACAAAUACCCGACCCUGCAAGGUGGUUUUGCUUGGGAAUGGGCUAAUCAUGGGCUCCUCACCAAGGACAAGCAAACUGGCGAAGAGUUCUAUGCUUAUGGAGGUGGCUUUGGCGAAGAAGUACACGACUCUACAUUCGUCAUGGACGGUCUUGUCAACUCAGAUCAUAAGCCUAAUGCAGGUUUGGUUGAGUACAAGAAGGCUAUUGAGCCCGUGCAGCUACUGGAAGCUAUUGGGUCAAACGCCAAGUUCAUUAAUCGGUACGACUUCAUCACACUCGAUCACCUGAGCUGCCUAUACACGACGACAUCGGCAUCGGGAAGUGUGAGUGCGUCUGGAACUUUGGAUAUACCAACCGGUAUCUCUCCUGGCCAAACUUUCGAGCUUCAACUUCCAAAGGUUGAAGGAUCUGAGAGCGAGGUUUUGCUCAGCAUCUCCUUCCAGUUGAAGGAAGCCACACCGUACCUCAAGGCAGGCUUUGAGAUUGCAACAACACAGAUAUCUGUGACUCCAGUAUCGUCCCUGCAGCGACCUGAAGCAAAGGGAAAGCAACUCAAGGUUGAAACGUCCACCAAGAAUGUCCUCGCCAUUAAGAGUGACAAAGCUACAUGGAAGUUCAAUACGCUCCACGGCUCCCUUACAUCCUGGGUCCAAGGCUCUACUGAGCUCAUCUCCAAGGCACCAGAAAUCGAUAUUUUCCGUGCUCCUACUGACAACGACAUUCCGCAAGACGGUUGGGACUGGAAAGACAAGCAGCUCCACCAUGCAAAGCCACUGACCCGCAAAGUCGAAUGGUCACAAUCUGGCUCAGAAUCACUCAGAAUCACCGUGUACCAGCGCGUCGCACCUCCCAUUCUAUCGUGGUCCAUUGACUGCGCUCUGACAUACACCUUCAGCGCCGACGGCACUCUGACAGUGCAUGUCACGGGUACACCAAAGGGCGAGAACCUACCCCGAACCCUCCCACGUAUCGGUCUCGUCAUGGAACUUCCAUCGCAGUUCCAAAACGUCGAGUGGUUCGGCCGCGGCUUCGGCGAAUCCUACCGCGACAGCAAGUUCUCGCAGCCCGUCGGAAAGUACACUGCAUCCAACAUCGACGCUCUCUGGGUCGAUUACGAGGUCCCCCAAGAGUCGGCGAACCGUACCGAUACCCGCUACGUUAGUAUUGGGAAUGGCAGGGGCGCUGGGCUACUCGCUCAAUUUGUAGACAAAGAGAGUGGAAGCCGCAAAUUGUUUGAUUUCCAGGCCAGUCAUUACAGAAUGAAGGAUGUCGCGGCUGCCGAUCAUCCGCAUGAGCUGAGGAAGAAGAAGAGGGAGGAUGUGGUACUCAGGUUGGACGCGCAACACCAUGGACUGGGCAGUGGAAGCUGCGGGCCUAGGACGCUGGACGAGUACAGUCUGUUAUGUGAGCCGUUUGAGUUUGAGCUCCUGUUGCAGGCGCCGUAG